Molecule: messenger RNA, 10585 nt
Organism: Dermacentor silvarum
Lineage: Eukaryota; Metazoa; Arthropoda; Arachnida; Ixodida; Ixodidae
Product: prominin-like protein
Cellular component (GO): membrane
Source: RefSeq, a predicted model, not a curated record
AUUCCGCAAAGGCUCAUCAAAGAUGGCCGCGCCGUCUACGCCGUUCCUGCCGCUCCUGCGACGAUGUUUUCCUCGUUGACGACGCGCCUGGCUCGCGGCGGGUCAGCGGACUCCGCGCUUUUGCAGACUCCGCUUUCGUGGCUUACAAACGCGUCGCCUCUCGUCCGGCUUCAGAUGACAACGAGGCGUUUUUCGUAGCGUCAAACGAAUUCGAAGCCGUCCGGAACAACUCGACACUACUACUGCUACUACCAACAACCUACAGGCUACGUUGCGGUGGUGUGUCUUCGUUCGCUCCGUGCCCGACGAGGGUUUGAUGUGCCAUGCAGGACGGUGACAGUGAAGGUGAUGGUGGUGGUUGCUACAUCAUAGCGUAGUAGUUGCACGCGUCGAAUCUUGCUCUACGUCGCAGCCUCAUCUAAAAACCAACCCAGCCUCCUCGAUCGCAUACGCGCCUUUUAAUAGCCGACGAAGAAGGAGGAGCGAUGUCAUCGAUAAGAAGGGGGUUCCCUCCGUGGCUCUCGUCCAAAUCCUGCGGGCAUUACGACCACGCAUCGCCGCGUCAUCAACGUCGAUGCCGAGGCGGCGUUUUUUGAUUGCGAUCGCCUCUGGCGAAGAAGAAACCCCCCAGAUCGUCUAGCUCGGCGCAGCAUCCGUUGGCGAGGCCGAAAAAAAGGCGGCCGCUCCUAAAUUGCUUCCCUCCCGAAACUUUAGCCGACGUCGUCGGCAGUUUACUUCCUGUUACGGGUCCGGAAAGAAAGAAAAACAAGAAAGAAGUGCCAGGGAAGGAAGAAACAGGCUUCCAGCGUUAGCUGUAGAAGCUCCGGUAGUGUGGUCGACCAGAUUCAGUGCUUUGUGUUGUUAUUUUUUUCUGUCUUGCGUCUCUUCUGUCUCCGUUGGAAAGAAGACCCUCCUGUCUCCGGCUCUGCGGGUUUCACGGAUUGUGCGCGCUAAGAGGAAUUAAGAAAAAAAAGCAAGCACUACGCAAGACGGACUCGUGUAAGACAAGCAUGUAACGGACCAUCACGUCACCGCCGUCUCGGAGUCUUCUUUCUUGGAGACUGCAUUGCAAACAAAGCGGACUCCCCCUCUGUUCCCAAGUGGGCACACAGUGGCAGAAGAGUCCGCCACAUUUACUGCGCCUAGGCCUGAAUGACUGCGUCGUCAUGCUAGUUGCCAAAAUGCGGCCAACGAUGGCCUUCUUUGCCAUCGCCUUGGCGGCGGCGGCGCUGCCCAUUGCCACAUCGCAAACCGAUUCCGAUAAUGGCUGCCUCAGCCCAGUGAACAUCAACUUCACUUCGGUGGACCCAAGCUCCUAUGACUUUCAGUCACUUCGAGUGCCGGAAGCGAGUGGAAUGGACCACCUGUACAGCCUUGUGACGCACUUUGCAUCGGUCGUUGCUAAGCCUGGAAUUCCAAAAGAACUUCUCGAGGAUGACCGGCUGUUUAAGGAUCCCAUUUCCGUUGUCUUGACACGAUGGAAAGAGUUUCCCAGCAUCUUCAAGGGCCUGCUCAUCCUGCUGGCCGUGGGAAUGUUCCUGGCGCUGGUCGUGCCGUUUGUCGGUGUGCUGGUUCUGUGCUGCCGCUGCUGCUGCAAGAGGUGCGGUGGUGCCGAGAACGUGCCGGAGGAGAAAGGAGACGCGACCAAGCGCGGCUGGCGGGGCGUGCUCCUCUUCAUUCUCGCCGUCGUACUGCUCUUUGCAGUGGUCUGCGCGUUCGUCACCAACGCAUUCGUUCCAGCAGCGGUAGUAAAGCUUCCUGACAGUAUUGACCACUCUGUGCACGACAUUGUGGUUGUCGUGAAUAGGACUAAAGAUGAUGUUGAUCAUCUGCUUGUGAAAAAUUAUGCGGAGUUCAAGUUCCAGUUCGAGCAGCGACUGAAUGUGUGCACCCACCAGGUUGGCGACGAUGUCUCCGGGAUCAUCACACAGUCCCCAGCCUUCCAACUCAAGCAUGUGGCUGACAACGUCGAGAAGCUGAGCUUGGAGGUGGACAACAUCACGGCCGUGGCGAAGGAAGCCAAGGACGUCAUGGCAAACAUAGAGAAGUCGGUCGAAAGCGUCAAGAAAUCUGUGGAAGAGGCAUCCAAGAAGUGCAAGGAGAAAAACGGUGGCUCCACCUGCGACGAUAUCGAGAAACACAAGAAAGACCUGGAGUUCAAGUUUGAGAACGUGAAUUUGGAUAAGAUACAGAAGGCCAAGGAUGACAUUGACAAGCUGGAGCCUGCCAAGCUCAAGAGUGAAGUUGACAAGGCCUUGGAUACAGAAGAGAGGAGAAAAGACAUCAUGCAAAAAGUCAACACAGCAACAGAAGAAAUCCGCACCAAACUCGACGAUGUCGAAAAAACGCUCCGGGAUACGAGCAGCAAGUUUGACCUGCAGCUCAUCUCCAACCCGAAGGUUCUCGACGUGACAUCCAUUCGGGACACUUUCGAGGAAGCCAACAAGUACGUCGCAUACUAUGGCUACGUCACCCUAGCCAUCGCCUGCGUGCUCGCGUUCGUGCUCGCCUGCUACGUGCUCGGCAUGACUUGGGGCGGCUGCGGCUCCCGCGAGGGCUCCUGCAACCGCAAGACUGGCGGGAGCUGCCUGACGACCGGCGCCGUCCUGUUCGUGCUGGCAUUCUUCGUGCCGAUGGUGCUGUCGACGCUGAUCCUGGCCCUCGGAAUCGUGGGGCAGCGAGGCGUCUGCGACAUCGCCCGCGACCCCGGCAGCGAGCAGUCUAGGACGCUCAUCGGCCAGGUCGCCCAGGCGGUUAGCAAGGAGGUGGGGCAGAUAAACGCCACGACCAUCGAGGAGAUCGUAGUGCGCUUCAGCGAGUGCCGCAACAAGUCGUACAGCCUGUUUCAGUUGCUUGGCAAGGAGCUGGUGAUGAACAUCACCCGCCAAGCGGCCGGCGGCCAGGCCGGGAAGGGUUCGGUCGACUGGCUCUGGGGCGAAGGUGAUGUGGCGCAGAUCGACAUCGACAAGGGCAUAAAGGACUUCGAGAAGACCAUCAACGACAUCAACGUCGACAGCAUCGUGCCAAAGGAGGUUGAUGACAGGAUCGAGCAGCUGAGGAGCUUCAGCAUUAACAGACGGGACCUUUCAGAUUUGAAGACCAAGGUCAAUGAUGCCCACCUCAAGUUUAACUUGGCUGAGGUGUUAACAAAGAUGGAGGAGUUCAAGUCUGGAAAGACUGGUGAGGUGUUGACGCUCCUGAACAAUGUGACUGAUGAACUCAAGAAGCUUCAGGAAUUCAUCGGGACCCUUGAACAACUCAAGGGCAUAGUGGUGCCAUCUAUUGGACGUGUGGAAAGCCUUCUAGCCAUAAAUGGCACAGACCUGAAUGAGUACGCUUACAAGGUAAUCCAGGAUGCCAAAAGCCAGCUGAAGCAGGACGUUGCGAGGACCAUCGAGUCGGCAAGAAAAUACAAGGACAAGUUUCUCGAAAUGGUCAACGAGUACCUGAACCACACCAAGAGAGGGGUGGAAGAAAACGUUGGAGACUGCCGGGCCCUGUACGGAGUCUACAGCGCUGCUGUGAGCUCCGUCUGCGAUGAUGUCCUCUUGCCACUGAAUGGCUACUGGUUCAGCGUUGCCGCGUUCCUGGUCGUGGGCAUUCCAGCCGUCAUGUUUGCCCUGUGCCUGGCUUCGCUGUACGCCAGAGUGGACCCGGCAACCUUGUACCUGGACCCACUGAGUCCUGUAGACUCGGAUCACGUGUCUGGAGGCAGCUACAUGGACAGUGACACCAUCCCGCUUGCACGGCUGAAAAAGGUACCCCAGCAAAACGGCCAAGACAAUAAAGGCUACGAUAACCAUCCGUACCAGCGUGGUGUGAACCACAAGCGUCGACACACGGGAGGCAACAGCGCUGUCGUGAACCGGGCGUCGUACGACAGCCGCGACGGCUACUACCAUGACAUCAGUCCCGAAUACCGCGAGCACCCUGUUGCACCGCACCACCGUCCCGUGACGUCGCCCGCCAUCGCCUACUCGCCCGCACCCGCCUACCACUACUCGCGUGACCCGGGCAUCCCACACUACGCCAAGGGCUAUGAGUCAGCGCCGCCACCGGCAGCACGACACAGCGGUGACUGGGAGAGCAACCAGUUCGCGAAGCCGCCACCGUACUACUACCCUGGCUCGUGAGCUUUCUCUCGCCGGUGAUCACUGGUCAGGAAGGUCGAAGUGGCUUGCGUGCCCCGCAAGGUGCCUCAACGUGUGGUGAUGUCUGGGCAGCGCUGGUUCCAGUCUGCUGGUGGUGUCUACCAUGUGGGGUCUUUGAAGCAGGCAGUAGUAGUUGUCAGAUUUUCAGGAGCAGAGGUGGUGCAUGCCACAAAUCUGCAGCGUACUGUUGGUGUCUGAUGUUUGUGUUGGUGUGCUGUUUGUUGCUGGUGGGUUAUGCCUAGUCGAGCUCCUAGACAAACUAGGUUAGUGGUCGCUGAUUUCUUGUGAGAGAGAUUCCAGCGGCCAGUUUGUUCUGGUGGCAGCAGCUCUGCUGGAGCUGGUGUACUGGUAGGUUAUGCCUAGACAAGCUGGUGCUCACUGAUUUCUUGGGCAGAUGGGUCGUAGUUUCUGCUCCAUUCAGGUAGUCGUAGCUGUGCUGGUGCCUGUUGCUGGUGCCGGUGUGUCGUUUCUUGUAGUUUUCCACCUGUCAGGAUGCUGAGGCAGCUACAUGGCUAUCGAUUUUGAAAGUGAAAAAUGUACCUACUGCAAGGGACUCUGAUGUCAAAAUAUCAGAUCUGCAUUGUUGCUCAUAGAUUCUGCAAAUGGUCUUCAAGUAUUAUAUAACCUGUGAAUCUUGGAGCUGUUAAGGCCAGGUCACUGGUUAUUUUCCAGCUAGGUUUUGGCCUAUAGCUGUUUUGAUUAUUUGAAGGCUCAGUAUUUAUUGUUUGUAUGUGGUAGCAGCAUCUAGGCAGUCUACCAGCAGCAAUAUUAAUGACACGUGUGUUUUGAGUGUGCUACAGGUAAGAGCUUAGCAUCAAGUUGGAGCAUUGUGUACCAGAAACAUUAGAAGCAAGCAGAAGGAUUGGCUGUGCAGAUCGCUGCUGCUGUAGUUGAAUGUCCAUGUGGUUUUGAUAUUGCUCAAUCUUUCUAGUGUUAUACAUUUGUGCAACUAAAUGGCUUCACUAGUAGCCCUAUAUCUAUAGUCUCUUGCUAAAGAUGUGUCAUGCUAAUUGAGUUUUAAAAAAGCAUAUUCCUGUUUGGAGUUGUUUGGAUGCUUCAUCUUUCAAGGAGCAAAUCAGUGAGGUCUCGCAGAUUGCUUGGCUCAAUGAACAUUAUGUUAACUUCUUACAAGCAGUUGACUGUAGAAUGUGUUUGAAGACUCGGUGAGACCUUUGUUACACAUUGUUUACUCGCAGUGUGUAAUUGUUUAACAACUGGAACUGAUGUUCCAGUUGUUAGUGCGUUGUUAUUGGUGUUGCAAGCGUUUGUUUUCCUGCCGUUUGUCAGAUUUCCUACACGACUUUAAUGCGCCUUUUGAGGGCGUUCAGAAAACUGGAAACUACAGAAUGGGACACCAGCAAUAUGUACCAGCACCGGCCCAAGGCACCAGCAGCUGCUGUAGUACUAGAACCAGCCCCUAGACGGUACAACAGAUGUUUUGAUACCCAUGCCAUGGCUACUGUGCGAUACAAUUUUCUCGCUGCACCAAGACUGUUGAGUGGCACCGGUGUAACUUACCAGCACAAGGCACUGGCAGUUGUUAAAAUACUAGGACCACUUGGUAGCAUCUGUAGCACUACAGUAUUGAGUGUUGCAUCACAGUGUGAAGCAUAGCACUGGCUCUGCACCUUUUGAAUGUGACCGACUGUUCCUGACCGUGUUUGCAACCUUCCUUAUUACUUGUGCAAGCACGUCUUAUGCACCAAGCUCAUUAUUUCAUUUUAACCAUCAUAACAUUCUUUCUUGUCUAAUUAAGCUCCAGUUUUAGCCGUUGCUCAAAUUUUAAGCCGACGAAAAGGCCACUCGCGCUAACCACGGUGCCAUGGAGUAGAUGAUCGGUUUGUUUCGUCUCCCACUCACUUCCGCUCUAGUUUAUAACUUCCCACUUUUUAAUUCUAAGUCAAUAGGGAGAGGGAAACAAACUCGUCUACUGUUACUAGUUCAGGUUCUUUGGUUUCCGUAGGCAUUCUUUCUCUUUAUUUUUUAACUCUGGAAAGGUUCUUUUGUGUCACUUGACAAAAGUUCUGCAGUGUCAUUGAAACCAUCUGAUAGGCCAGGUCUUAUUGUAACAUUUGUUUAUGUGCAAACACUCUAAUCGUUUUCUGCCAACAAGCUCUUUGUGGAGGCAGGCAGAGCACACUGCCAGUUAUGUGUUGACCAAGCCUACCAGGACACUCAGUGCCAGCGUAGAAGUAGGCUGCCAUUUUAAUUGCACUGUCACACAAACCUCUGCUGGUUUAAGCAAGCAUUGGCUCAUUCGUGCUUGACAUUUCUGUGUUUGUGUGUGAGUGUGUGUUAUUCUAUGCACUUGUGUUUCGUUUCAUCACCACGCUGUCUGAUCCCUGCUAUCUCUAUUUUAAGUGUUUGGCUUGUGUGAAAUGGCCCGUGUGUGUUUUGGUGGACUAGAGUGCGGGCAGCGCAACAGUGGACGUCGUGGUGGUGCGGUGCUCGAGGGACUGUGUAGUGCGAUGCGCAGAACUUUUUGAUUCGUCAAGUCUGCUCCGUUGGAGGACUGCUUCUUUGUCGGUGGGCUUUGGGCGCCAUCCAGCGUUCAACAGAAUGGAUGUUGAGCUACCAAAGGAAUUCAGCGUUGCAAACGUGGACAAGAGUGCUGUAGAACAUGACUUUGGGGGUGUUUUGUAGUGGCAAUACUGCUUUGUUAUUUGGUGGUUUUUUUUAGUACACCUGAAUAGUGUGUGGACUCCUCAGAAGCUUGCUGUACUGUUGGCACGAGUGCAGUUUUCCAAGACUGCGGGUAACGAACACGUCGGCAAACUUUGUGACUAGUUUUGAUACGUGUCACAAGAUCAGCCAGCGACGACAUACUCUUGGAGGCCAAGCGACAUCCACUUAGUGUGCUACAGCCAUGUGCAACCAAAAGCAUGUGUCAUGCUUGCAACAAGUACACUUUAAAGGUUCUGGCCACAUCCUCUGGCUUCUUAAGGCAUGGGUGGUGACAUUGUCUAGUGCAUUGAUUCUGUGAGUAGUAUUUUUCUGUAUGAUUGGUUCACAAGACGUAGGGAUAGCUUACUGCCCACUGAGUUAGACGAUUGGUGUAGUCCCAUCCCCCGAGGCCUUAUCGCCAUUAUCUUAAAGAAGUUUCAAAACCGCUUUGAACGCUCAAGUUCAGCUUUGUUACGAGAUAGGCCAUUUUUGUUAGCUGAUGUCUGACCCAACGCGAGAAAAAGCUCUAUAUGCAAAAGAAUUGGGAGUAACUCGUAGGUGUAGUGUGUUGGUAGCUCACCUGCAUUUCCAUGCUUAGCCAAGCCUUCCUGGCUGAGUCCACGUUGUCCACCAUGUAUGUAGCCAUUUCACGCUUUUCUAUCCAUGCUCUUUUGCGGUGUGCAAGCAAGCCAUGCAUCAUGUUUUUGUGGCCACUGUUUGUCGUUGGGGUACAUGGUGCAAUUCUGUUGCGAGUGUCGUUAAGCUGUCCCAGGACUCGGUCGGGUGCCAUCUGUGUUGCUGCUUAUUGCAUUUGGAGCUUUAGGUGGCACUGGUAUUUGCACUGAAGUUGUAAUCGGCAGUGCUAAUUGAAGUGUUCGCACGUUGGAAGGUGUGUUCCAGAGUGCGACGAAAAAAAGAUGCGGGGCUUCAGACUUGGAACCUGCCCGUGUUCUACCGCAUACGGCACAGAAAUGCAGCGCGAUGACGUGCCAAGUUUUGCGAGGCUCAUGCGCCAGUUUCGAAUUGCGCGUGUGGCUGUGUGGUGUCAGGAACGAAAGCAGUGCUGUCUAUCGUACAGAUGCGCAGUUCAUUCUCUGAAGGAACAUAUUUCGAUCGCGCACUAAGUUCGUUCUUUAACUGUUUUUCCACAGUGUAGACGACGCACUGACAGUUGUUCAAAGGGCAGGAGUUGUGUUGCUUGUUCUUGCCUGUAUGUCAUUUGCAAUGUCUAAAAACGGUAAUGAAUUGCCAACAAGCCCGUCUGGACAUCUCAGAACAAGCGAGCGUUACUUUCCUUGUCGAACAACCGCCGAGGUUGAUUGAAAAGAAAAAGUACUAGUAUAUGUAUAGAAGGACCCCACCACGUCUUUAGCAGUUUGUAGGGGGAAUGGUCGCCCAUGGCUGGUUGCAGCAGUGUUUUCUGGGACCCUUUUUGUGUUUGUCUUCAGUAGCCUCCUGGUACCUGCUUUUGUUGCCAUGCCAGUGUGUGGACCGCCACGCCAAAGCAUCUACACAUUUUUCAUGCUUGAGGAAAAGCUUUCUUCGGAACUGUGAUGGUUUCUGGCCAACUUUUACGUAUUUGUUGACAUAGCUCUCUUGCAGCGGUUUUGAAUUUCCUCUCUAACUCGGUUGUUGUCACAUGAGACUCAAGGUUCUUGUUUUUUUAAUAUUUCCCUUGUACUGUACUGUAGCAGCUCGCACCUUACUGGUUCACAAAAGUGUGUUUACUUGUUGCAUGAUCAUUUCUUGUUGCCAAUGUACGUUCUGUAGCAAAGAGACGUAGGUUUGCGUGAUGCUCAUUGCCAUCCAACAGUUAGGCACGUUGCUGGUACCAGCAUUCAGGUACCAGUGGCAGUCAAGCAGCAGCAAAUUUUACGUAUCACACCAUGGUGGGGCACUUCUUUUUCCCACAGAAGAGAUCACCAGAAGUUUGAAGACAAGAUGCAUCUUUAAGGCUUUGAUUUAGCUGCAGUGGCUAUGCCUCUCUGGCAUUGUUUGUCGUUUUGCAGUUAGCGUGGCAGCAGAGCUUGCCUAGUGUAUGGUAGUCUUAGCACUGUAAUAUGUCCUUCAAGGGCACUUACUUGCAAUGCUCGGCGAAUGGGUGGGAAGGUGCACAUUGCACGCUCGGUUUUUUCUGUGUAAUAGCAUGCAGCAGCAGCUCGUUCGUUGCCUGGUCAUCGUAGUGUUACCGUGUGCAAUGUUUCCCAAGGCAUGGAGGCCCGGAGGGUUGUUGGCCCCUGUGCCCCGUACCUUUGUGACUGUACCCUCUGUCCCAUCAGCCUUGUAGUGGUUAGGCCACGCUGAGCCGAUACCCCGUACGAGAGGUGUCAUCAGCAGCACUGUUUCUAUCCUGUCAGUAUACUGGCUGUACAAGAUCCGUGGGUUCGUCUACACAGCCUGUGCUCAGUUUUUAGAUGUUCAUCCAUUAUUUCUCCAUCCCUAGUAACUAAGCGUUGUGUAGGCAAUUGAACAAACGUGGCUUCUUCAAGUUGCACGACGUCAUCUUGCAUAGCAGCUCGAAACUUCUCCGUGCCAAGGGUGGGGGAAAAAAAAAAGAAGGCGUUUUCUUCUUUCAAGUUCAAAAACAGCGCCCUCUGUUAAGCGAUGCCAUAGACAUGGGGUUAAUGACAGCCUGUACAGCUAUAAUUUAGAGCCUACGUACGAAGUGCCUUUGAACAAAUCUUUAUCGUAGAGUUGAAAGCGUGACCCCCUUGUAGUUUUAAGCUGUUGAACGAAGAAGUCUGUUAUUUUAAUACUGCUGUUGAAAUCGCCAAACGACAAGCUACACCAAGCGAGUCGUAGAUUAUGCACAAGACAGAUAUUAAGGCCAUAAAUAAGGCAUCAAAUAUAUAUUAUAUACAUGUUAUAUACACCAUAUUUUGGGCUGUGUCAUGUAGUAUACAUUGUGUGCAUCGUACACCGCUAUGUUCCCGUUGUUCGUUUCCGGUGGUGCCAUUCUCUCGCGGCUGGUAAUGGUGGUGCCUGGUAUAUUCCUUUAUAAUGAUCUCCGUGUGGUAAUAACUGAAAUGGUGGAUUCUUGUUGCUGUUUUUCUUUUUUUUUUUUUCAUUGUGUUAAUGUGCUGUAUUGUCGUACUGAGUUCUCAAAGUGCCCUUCUUUUUAAAAACGUUUCACAAGCGAGUGUUGUUUUCGGGUUUGUGUAUUGAUGCAUCUAGAUUUAAGAUGUGAUACGUGAUAACAGGUUUCUGCAAUCAUUGGAAUGUUGCCGAGCUAUCUGGUGCUCUGCGAAGAAAGCCAGUUGUUCAGAGUACGUUUUGAUGUCAUCUCCCCAGUACUCCCCCCCCCCUCUCCACAUUUUUUUUAUUCCAAAGCUGGUAGAGGUUUUGGCAUCCUGCAUGUUCAGUCUACAGGAAGUGAGACAUUGGUAGCCUGGCUUUUCGUGCAACGUUGCGUGCUCUAACAAACAACGAACAAUUUAUCUUCAUUGAAAAGCUCGGCAGGCCACAAGUUCUCGCUUGACCAGUCUAGGUUUUUGACAAGGCAAAGCAAGACAGCAUAAUGAUGUUAUGCAAAAGAGAUAACGUCGUAUUCGUGAAGGGGAAAUAAAAUGCUCGUGCUGCAAUGUCAUGUGAAUUACAUCAGUGAGGGGCCUGUUAGGGAACAUUGCUUUCCAUGCAAGACGGAACAAGCAGGAUGUGUGCCUACCACCACUCCAAGUCCGUACAUAUGUCGUAUAUGGCGGGAAGCCCAUGAAAGAUAAAUAACCCUAUCACGUGGUGGUUGAAUAAAACUGUUUGAAUGUUCCAAACUG